Messenger RNA from Aspergillus tubingensis, 1521 nucleotides. Its product is annotated as similar to An14g04510. Gene Ontology annotation, molecular function: cullin family protein binding; ubiquitin protein ligase activity; zinc ion binding. Gene Ontology annotation, cellular component: anaphase-promoting complex. Gene Ontology annotation, biological process: anaphase-promoting complex-dependent catabolic process. Bases 1 to 1521 code for a protein of 506 amino acids. The transcript has a single exon. NCBI's taxonomy places the organism in Eukaryota, Fungi, Ascomycota, Eurotiomycetes, Eurotiales, Aspergillaceae. The record is from RefSeq and is a predicted model, not a curated record.
AUGACACACCAUCUCUCCGACAUUCUCGGAAUCUACCCAGAAAGCCAAUCCUGUGUUGGCUGGGCGCCCUCACAGGGCCGUCACUGCCGCAACCCCACAAACGCCAGAAACCGCCGACAUGCAGUUUCCCUUCUCGACCAAGGGACCCGCUUGCUCAAAGCCGGCCGGUCUAUUGAUCAUAUACUUGAGGAGUUGGCUCCUCUCGUCCUCUGCCUACGUUAUCACCAGAACCAAGCUGCUGGCCUAACUAAUACUUGGGUCUCUCGAGUCGAUGAAUACAUCGCUAAACAUCGGUCUCCUCCUAGGAGCUCGCCGAGUAGAUCGAUGCCUCGGCGAUCACCGUCACCAAGGAUGCGUGAUGAAACAAGCAUCAUAGAGAACAGACUUGCGGAACUCGAAAGAAAGAUGCAGGAUGCAAUUCGUAAGGCAGAGCGAGCGGAGCGGGAGAAAGAGAGGGCGAAGAGAGACGCAGAGCGCACUAGACGGGACACUGAAGACAUGGUCAGAAGAAGUGCGGCUAUGGGAUAUGCCCGAGGACAGGAAGAGGCGAGAAGAAGAGCCUCUCCUUCUCCUACUUUUGAAACCGAGACUACUAUGGUGGAGCGGAACGAGGCAUACGGGUUCCAGAGGAACUCGGAGUCCAGUGGCUUGCUGUCUUCACGGAGGCAGGAUGCUCGUGGAGGGAGUGUCGAAACGACAUUGCAGGUCAACACUUCUACCAGCACGAACGUGCAACUACGCAGAAGCACCAUUGUUAGCACAACCAGGGUCCAGAGGACAAGCGAUGGCCCAGCUACUCCUGCUCAAGCUGAACGACGUGCUGCUACUCCGAGCUCUGUGUCCAGAGUUGUUGAGAUCGGUGAUACCAGCGAUGCACUAGCUACUCCAUCUCCUGCCCAGCGAAGCAACAACAAUGUUACCUCCGUCUCCGACACCACGAGCUCGAGCACAAGAAGAGCAAUUAGCCUUCCCAGCGCAGAAACCGAAUCUGCCAAUACCACAACUACACCCAACAGUGAAGAGCGUCCUUCAUCCACAACCACCCAAGAACCCGAAUCCACCUCUUCUACAGUAACCUCGGAAACUUCCACUCCAAACCCUCAACUCCCAAGCCCUCCUCCCUCAAACACCGAAGAACCUCGCUCUACCCCCACAGACACUCCAGAAUCCACAACCACCCAAGACACCACCACCCAGCCUGCCCCUACCUCCACCUCCACCUCUAGCCCCCAACACCUCCCCACACCCCCCUCAACCCCCCCUCCCUCCACUCCACCCACCAUCUCAGAACAUGGCAUCACCCGCCACCCUAUCGAAGGCGACUGCUGCAUAUGCCUCUGCCCUCUACAGAGAUAUCCUACCCAAUACAGCCAUAACCCUGAGGACGACACCUCUAUCGUCUGGUGCCAGAAGCAAUGCGGAAAUAACUUCCACCACGAGUGUAUGGAUCGGUGGAUAGCUUCGGCGCUUGAUGGUGAUCGGCAGACGAGUUGUCCGAUGUGUCGGGGGAAGUGGCAGUGA